AUGGCGCGGGGCGCGAAGCUCGGCGCCGGCGCCUGCCGCGUCUUCUACGCCGAGUGGCGCGCGCGGCGCCACGCACGGAAGUCGCGCGACGCGAAGGCGGACGCCGUGCGGUCGAAAGCCGCGGCGCGCGUCGCGGACCUGCUCAUCGCGCUGGGCCCGACCUACGUCAAGCUCGGGCAGAUCGCGUCCUGCCGCAAGGAGCUCGAGAAGACGCCCUGGGCCGCGGCGCUGCAGCGGCUCCAGGACGACGUGCCGGGCUUCGACGGCGGCGGCGCGGAGAUCGCGCGGUGUCUGGGCCCGCGCUACGCCGCGCACUUCGCGAGCGUCGACGACAGACCCGUCGCCGCGGCGUCCCUGGGCCAGGUGCACCUGGGGGUGCUGCGCAACGGCACGCGCGUCGCCGUCAAGGUCCAGCGGCCGGCGCUCCGGGAGAUCUACGAUCGAGACGUCACGCUCCUGCGGAAGAUGUUCGCGUUCCUCGACCGGCGCAAGUGGAAGGUCGGCGUGGAACAGAAGUGGCUCGACAUCUUCGACGACGCCGCGGCGCUCCUCUACCGCGAGAUCGACUACCGCGUCGAGGCGAGCCACUGCGAGCGGUUCCGGAGCGACUUUUCGGGCGUGCCCUGGGUCGCGGCGCCCGCGGUCUACCCGGAGCUCUCCGGCGAGACCGUGCUGACCAUGGAGUACCUGCCCGGCGUGUCGCUCAAGGACCUCGACGCCAUCGCGGCGGACCCGGAGCUCGACGCGCGGAGCCUCGCGACGCGUUUGGGCCAGGCGUACUUCCUCCAGUUCUGCAAGCACCGCUUCUUCAACACGGACCCGCACGCGGGCAACCUGGCCGCGGACGGCGGCUUCGCGCCGGGCGGGCGCCUCAUCUUCUACGACUUUGGCCAGGCGGCCGCGCUCAGCGCGGACGAGGCCGCGGGCGCGCUCGGGCUCCUCGAGGGCAUCAUCGACGCGGACGCGGCCAAGACCGUGGACGCCUUCGAGCGCAUGGGCGUCGUCAAGAACGGCUUCGACCGCGCCGCCGUCGAGGCGACGAUCGCGUCGAACUUCCGCAGCGGGCUCGUGACGUCGCGCGCGCAGCGCGCGGUCGCGGCCGGCGAGCCGGGCGACGACGCGGGCGACGGCGCGCCGGCGGUGCUCGGCGACUUCCAGCUCCCGGCGACGCUCGCCUUCGCGUCGCGCGCCAUGUCGCAGAUGCAGGGCGUCGGCCUGGCCUUGGAUUCGGAGUUCGAGUUCAUCGCCGCGAGCGCGCCGCUCGUCGCGGAGCUCGCCAUCGAAGAGAAGGGCGUCGCGACCUACCUCCAGGACGAGCUGAAGAAGAAGCUAAAACUCGGGUAG
This is a messenger RNA of Aureococcus anophagefferens, 1344 nucleotides long. RefSeq lists its product as hypothetical. Lineage: Eukaryota; Pelagophyceae; Pelagomonadales; Pelagomonadaceae. The record is from RefSeq and is a predicted model, not a curated record. The transcript has a single exon. Bases 1 to 1344 code for a protein of 447 amino acids.